AUGGCUGCUUUCAAGGGUGUCUGGACUCAGGAGUUCUGGCGCUGCGUGGCGGCCGAGUUCUUCGCCAUGAUGCUCUUCGUCCUGUUCAGCCUCAGCUCAACCAUAAAGUGGGGUGCUGUGGGGCAGGAUGUCCAUCCUCCCAACCUGGUGCUCAUUUCACUUUGCUUUGGCCUGAGCAUCACCACCAUGGUGCAGUGCUUCGGACACAUCAGCGGCGCUCAUAUCAACCCGGCAGUUACACUAGCUAUGGUGGUGACCAGGAAGCUUAGUCUGGCCAAAGCAGUCUUCUACCUGCUGGCCCAGUGUGUAGGAGCAAUAGUGGGGGCAGCCAUCUUGUACGGCAUCACUCCGGCCUCAGUUAGGAGUGGCCUGGGGAUCACAGGGGUGAAUCCAAGCAUCUCUGUGGGAAACGCCCUGGUUGUAGAGCUCUUCAUCACCUUCCAGCUCGUCUUCACUGUGUUUGCAACCUGUGACCACAAACGUAAAGACCUGAAGGGUUCCUCUGCCUUGGCUAUUGGCCUAUCAGUGUGUAUCGGUCACCUGUUUGCUAUUCCCUACACUGGAGCCAGUAUGAAUCCUGCGCGAUCCUUCGGUCCAGCUAUGGUCACAUGGUCCUGGGAAAAUCACUGGGUGUACUGGGUGGGUCCACCUCUGGGUGGCGUUCUGGCUGCAGCCCUGUAUGAAUACCUGUUCUGUCCAGACCCGGAGCGGAGGAAACAUUUCUCAGAGACCUUCAACAAGACGCCCUUCGUUGCUACCAAGCAUCGGCAGGAUUCCGUCACAGCCCAGGAGCCUCUCGUCACUGUCAUGGAUGUGGAGAGAGCUGAGAGGAGAGACAGGGAGAGGGAGAGGGAAGUAUCAGGGGAGGUGUUGUCCUCUGUAUGA
Molecule: messenger RNA, 885 nt
Organism: Stegastes partitus (bicolor damselfish)
Lineage: Eukaryota; Metazoa; Chordata; Actinopteri; Pomacentridae
Product: aquaporin-4-like
Exons: 4
Coding region: 1-885 (294 amino acids)
Biological process (GO): water transport; transmembrane transport
Cellular component (GO): basolateral plasma membrane; plasma membrane
Molecular function (GO): water channel activity
Source: RefSeq, a predicted model, not a curated record